Ostreobium quekettii is the source of this 477-nucleotide messenger RNA. Lineage: Eukaryota; Viridiplantae; Chlorophyta; Ulvophyceae; Bryopsidales; Ostreobiaceae. The record is from the annotation of a GenBank genome assembly.
GACCCCUGCAUGUGGGCCUGCCUGGCGCUCAUGGCCAUGGAGGCAGCCGAGCUUAACACCGCGGAGGUCGCCUUCGCUGCAAUCGGCGAGGUGGACAGGCUGCAGUUCGUGCUGCACGUCAAAGACAUACCCACGGAGGAGGGGCGCAGCGCGGAGCUGGCACUGUACAAGCGGCGGCCGCUGGAGGCGGAGGCCAUACUGCUGCAGGCCGGUCUCAUCUACCGCGCCAUCAAGCUUCACAUCAAGCUCUUUAACUGGGAGCGCGCCCUGCAACUGGCCCUGGACCAGAAGGCCCACCUGCACACAGUACUUUGGUAUCGCAGGCGCCAUUUGGCGUCCAUUGGCCAGCAGGAAACCUCCCCGCUUUUUUUGCAGCACGAGGCGGUUGAGCUACCUUCAGAUAAGGAGAUCAGGGAGGUGGUCGAGGCGGAGAAAGCCAAGGAGGCGGCCAGACCAGGAGCCAGGCCCUACGCGUGA